UGUCCACUAAUAUUGAGAUUUGUUGAAUUUAAGAAACCAGAACAAAUAAUUAGACCUAAAUGUUUAUUUUGAUUGGCUAAUUAUUCAUAUUUGAUCUCCUGUUACUAUAAAACAGGGGCAGGCAACCGGGGUCCUGGAGUGCAGCAGGGACUUCAUAUUUUUGAUUUAACCGACCUGGAAGACCAGGUGAGUUGAAUUUAGGCAAUCAUUGAACUGAUCGAUUAGUUGUUGGUCAGGUGUGGUGCCUAGUUGGAAGAAAAUUCUGCACCUAUACCUAUGGCACUCCAGGAGCAGGGUUGCCUACACCUGCUUUAAAUGUUUCAGUAUCUCCAGUAUGAUCCAAAAAAUAUGCAUUCAGCUGAUUCAAACCUCAAAUCAUCACAAUUACUGCAGACAAAGUGAAUGGGGUAGGAAACAUAAUUUAGUGUUUUAAUUUAAUCUACUUUUUUCUACGCCAAAAGUUUUCUAUUUCACAUAAUAGUAGGCCUAUUUAUUUAAUUGUAAGUAUCACAUUUAUGCAUGAUCUCACAUUUACUGUAGCACUUUGAAGCAUCCAUGUAUAGUACUGGUAAACGAGAUUAUAGAUAGGCCUAUUUUCAUCAUCUGCUGCACGCAACAACAAUACAAAAAAAAUCUUAAUUAUGUUAUUUAUGCCCCCACCCCACUCCUAUUCCUCUCAAGGCAGACCGGAGUAACGUCCCUUUUGGAGAGGUGGAGAGGGCGAGUGUCUGAAGGACCAGUGAUUGAUUGUCCGUCAAGAGCUUUCUUGAAUGGAAACCUGUCGCUGAAUUUCUUGAACGCACCGACCUACACCGUGCAGAGCGCGCGGGAUAGCCUCCCCAACUCAGCGCAUGCCGAUACAUCGCAGGCCAGCGUCGAUUUGGACUAAUUUGCUGCUGGCUGCAGCUUCAACAAUAUAUAGCGCAAAGGACUGUAUCUUGGAAAUAAACAGCAACAGGGAGUGGCAGUAAAGCUAACUGUCAUGGACAAUUCAACCUACUUUUAUGAAUGUCCGUGCAAGGGGUUAAACGCUUUUUUGCUGUUUCAAUUUACAUUUUCAUGUGUAAAAUUGUAAUUCGCUACUAAACCCAUUCCGGGACCCUACUUGGAUACCGCCUGCCUCUCACUUAGACUACAGUGUUAACGGGUCCCCUGCAUGUACUGGAACAAUGAAGUUCCAUCUCCACUCCCGGAGGAGAAUAAAGUCUUAUUGGACAAUGUUUUCGUUAAGCAGUCUCACUCGGACGGGGAGUCUCACGCAGAUGUAAAAGAAGAGGCUCCUCUCCUGCCCAGUCCUCCGGUAACACCGUCUAUGUGCUUGCAUCCGACCCUGGCCUCCCCGACGCCAGUUCGGUCCACGGGGAAAAACCAGUGUGCCAACUGCGGCACAGAGAUCCAAGACAGAUACCUACUGAAAGUGAACAAUUUGAAUUGGCACGUGGGAUGUCUGGAGUGUUCAGUCUGCAGAGUAUCAUUACGUCAGCACAAUAGCUGCUACAUCAAAAACAAAGAAAUAUUUUGCAAAUUGGAUUAUUUCAGUAAGUUUGGCACCAAGUGUGGCCAGUGCAGGCGUCAGGUGUAUGCCAGUGACUGGGUGCGGCGGGCACGAGGCAGUGUGUACCACCUGGCCUGCUUUGCCUGCUACUCCUGUAAGAGGCAGCUGUCCACAGGGGAGGAGUUUGGUCUGGUGGAGGGCAGGGUGCUAUGUCGGGCCCACUACGACACCAUGGUGGAGAACCUCCAGAGAGCGGCUGAGAACGGGACGGGUCUCACUUUGGAGGGAGCCUUCCCCUCUGAUCAGGAUGGCCAACCCAAACCAGCCAAGAGAGCACGUACUUCCUUCAGCGCUGAGCAGCUACAGGUGAUGCAGUCUCAGUUUAACCAAGACAACAACCCUGAUGCCCAGACUCUACAGAAGCUGUCAGACAUGACAGGACUGAGCAGACGGGUCAUACAAGUUUGGUUUCAAAACUGCAGAGCAAGACAUAAAAAGCACCCUCCCCCCCAGCACAAUGGUCACCUCCAGGGAGCCCCCCAUCCCCACUCCAGAAUCCCCCCCUCACUGCCAGACAACCUCUACUCCCCCUUUAGCAGUCCCGACAGACCACACCUGCUGGCUCUGCAUGGAUACAUAGACAGUCAUCCCUUCUCGAUGCUGUCCGCCCCUAACCACCUCACCCACCCAGGCAUGGCCUUACCACAGUUACCCAUCAGCCGCUAACUAACACCCCUGAGACCACCACUUCCCCCACAAACUUUAUUUCACAGAACUUUCCAUCCCGCAAAGUUGAGAACAUUUCAACAUUUGCCUCUCCCAUUUUACUAUACAAGAGGACUGCUUGCGGCUUCUUCCCCCUCCAUGGUCUGCAGAUUUGGAAAUAUCACAUUGUCAAUUGGACGGACAGUUUUAUAAUGGCAGCUAGACUUUAGAUCAUCUGUGGAAAAACAUCCCAGUCCAAUAUAAAUAUGAUAAUCAUCAGGACCAGAUUUGACCACCCAUCCAUUGACAGGGAAUAAAUUGGAACUCCGGGACCAGGAUUAGGAACAGGAAGACUCAUCCAACAGGAAAUCUCCUUUCAUUCAUUGUGGAUUAUGAUUUUUCAUCAUCUUAUUCAUCAACUGGUAGUACUAAAGGUAUUUCAUGUUUCAAUUUCCAUCGUUUUAAAUAAUACUUUUUUCUGUCACUCUGUCAGCUUGUUUUCCUGUAUAUAACCCUCCUAUACAUAGACUAUUAUUUAUGUGUAAGGUGACGAUGAAGACUCUUCUGACCUUGUGUGCUGAGAGAGUGUUGAGUGUUGUUAUUUACUUGUUUCAGUUCAGUAAAAUGGAAAGCUUAUGUGUCGCUUUAUUUAUUAAAAAAUAUACUUCACCAAGAAGCACUUUUAAAAAUGUUUUCAAAGGAAAUAAAUAAUUUAUUGUAAAUUGUAAAUAUUUUACUGAUUUAACCAAAUGUGCUUUAAAGGUUGUUGGAAAAAAAUAAGUUGGGAAAUAGAACAUUACACAUAACAUUUAUAGAAAUAAAACUAUUUGGUUUUACAUGGACCCAACAGGAAACAUGAAGGAUUUAAGUUCUAUAAUCGUGUGGAAUAGGGAACAUGCUGUGCAGAAGAUAAAAUACACAAAGUUUAACUAAUUAUUUCACUAACACACACACACACACACAUAUGCAUGCACAUACACAAACACGUUUAUUUUUUACUAAAUACUGCACAAUUUAAACACUUUGCUAUCCAAAUAUAAAUAUUGUACUGUAAAUUGUUGAGCUCCUUCCUGUAGUUAUACUUAUGCAAAAUGUGUUACAUUUUGCAAAAUGUGUUACAAGAUAAUUACAUUAUCUUUAUUUUUGUACUAUUUCUAAUUGUUGUUGCAUUUUCAGGAAGGAACCUGCAAGUAAGCAUUUGAUUGAACUGUGUACACCAUGUGCAUCCUGUGCAUAUGAGAAAUAAACUUAAACGCACGCACACACACACACACACACACUCCCCCCUGAUAGAAGCACCUUACACUCAUUCAACAAUAGUAAAUCCAUUAGGUUACCCAGUAAAGGCCAAGUACCCUUUGUAACCUGUAUUUAACAGCAAUAUUCAUAAGUAUGUAAUGAUCAUGCUACAGGUUUGAGGGUCCCCAAUUUAGUCUCUAUGUGUUUAAUGGCUGCGAAAAUCAAUCCGAUGGCAAUAACCAUUUAAAGCGUUUAACUCUGUGGAUAGUAUUGAUCUAGCACUAUGAUUUAUUCCAUAAGACCUUUUUACUGUGAUAAUCUGAAGUUGUUGUAUUAAUUGACACCACUCAAGCUGCUGUUGUGGCAAGGAAGAGCAUAAUGAACUCUGAGGAAGAUGUAGUCCUGACCGUUUCCUUUGUUAGGGAUCCAAGUCAGUUAUCUAUUGUUAAUACUAACUAAGCCUGAAUUAAUUCCCGCCUUUCCAUUCUAAUGCUAUCUUCAAGUAGGUUGACGGUCCGUUUUCCCUGAUCUUUGAAUUUGAUCAAAUGAGAGAAAAUCCAUCUCAAUGUACCUUGCAUAAAAACUGUAUAACACUUCAA
Oncorhynchus tshawytscha (Chinook salmon) is the source of this 4038-nucleotide messenger RNA. Its product is annotated as LIM/homeobox protein Lhx6-like. NCBI's taxonomy places the organism in Eukaryota, Metazoa, Chordata, Actinopteri, Salmoniformes, Salmonidae. Gene Ontology annotation, biological process: regulation of transcription by RNA polymerase II; neuron differentiation; forebrain neuron development. The coding region runs from base 1157 to 2221 and encodes 354 amino acids. The record is from RefSeq and is a predicted model, not a curated record. Gene Ontology annotation, cellular component: nucleus. Gene Ontology annotation, molecular function: DNA-binding transcription factor activity, RNA polymerase II-specific; RNA polymerase II transcription regulatory region sequence-specific DNA binding. The transcript has 8 exons.